Molecule: messenger RNA, 558 nt
Organism: Anthostomella pinea
Lineage: Eukaryota; Fungi; Ascomycota; Sordariomycetes; Xylariales; Xylariaceae
Source: the annotation of a GenBank genome assembly
AUGGCACGUCUCUCUCGCUUCGUGCUCGCCCUGAGCAUCGUUCUCCCCACUGCGUUGGGCAACCCUCUGCACACCACGAACGAGCUUGCCGCAAGCGUGGUCGCAAUCUCGAAUGAGACACAUGCAGUCUCCGUGGCCGACACCGAGGACGUGUUCAAGCAGCGCUGCGUACCCUGCCGCUCUAGAUGUGGCGAAUAUCAUAUCGAGUAUUGCAAUAUUUACAGGCACUGGCGCCGAUUGGGUCGCUGCAACGAGUGCGUCAUGUCUGAAGGCAUUGCGCAAUGCAUGGACGACCAAUACCUGGACUACGAGGAGCUCGAGCCUGCUGCCGAAGCCGAGGAUGCCGAGGAUGACGAUGAUGACCCGAGGUGCACGCCCGGUGUGUUUAAUUGCAAAGGAGAUACGGUUUGGGCAUGCAAAGACUCGGGUCGCUGGACCAGGUUGUGCACCCAUUGCAAAGACUGCAAACUCAGCUCCGAGUUUGACGGUGCCGGUCCAUUCCCGUUCUGGUGCAAAUACACUGGCCCCGGCGAGGCCAUCUUCGGUCUGGUUGGAUAA